Messenger RNA from Mastomys coucha (southern multimammate mouse), 1103 nucleotides. It is a transcript of the gene Smim34, whose product is annotated as small integral membrane protein 34A. NCBI's taxonomy places the organism in Eukaryota, Metazoa, Chordata, Mammalia, Rodentia, Muridae. The coding region runs from base 1 to 432 and encodes 143 amino acids. The transcript is spliced from 2 exons. The record is from RefSeq and is a predicted model, not a curated record.
AUGGGUCCCAGGACCUGGAGUUCCAGGGAGUCAAUCAAGUGGAUACCUCAAGAAGCCUUCAACCAGACCCAGUCUAGCUCCCUCCUGUGCGACUCCGUGGAGGGGAAGAACACCACCAGUUGCACCAGGACCCUGAGGCUGACAGAUGCAAGCAGCGCUGCCUGGUACAUCCUCACCAUCAUUGGCAUCUAUGGGCUGAUCUUCACGUUCCGGCUGGCCAGCAACAUUCUCAGGAAAAGCAAGAGGUCCUCAGAGGACGUUUACUACUCAAACUUAACUUCUGAACUCAAAAGGAAAGGGUUUCAGAGCAGGGUGGCCCAGUGUUCAUCACUGAUCAUCAGCAAUGAAGCCACUCUUUGGCCUCAGCAGCUCGGCCUGGAACCAAAAUAUGAAGACAGCAGGCUCCACAUGGGAACCCAGGUGGUCCCUUAAAGGUCAGGGUCACCAGCCCAGUACUGGGAAGCCACAGAAGGUUUGCAGGUUAGACAGUUUGGGGCCUGCCUAUGAUCUUGAGAAAGGAACUCAGUCCUGGAAUAGGGCAGGGUGAGCAUCUCUGGCCAUGGACACUUGGGGCUAACAAGAGUGUGAAUAAACCACAAGCAGCUUGUCUUCAGGUGACAGGGUAUCAACAGUCACCAGCUGCUGUCGCCAGGUGUUUCUGGUGUGAUAAGAGGAGGCAGUAGAAUCCACAGGUUGAAGGGAUCAGGGUUCUCAGAUGGGGCAAAGGGGUAGCUUUUUGUCAUAGGACGAAAGCUGCGUUUGGGGUCAGGAUUAACAUCCACCUUCCAGGGAUUGCAUACGUUCUUGAGUGUCAGUCAGUCACCUGGAAUAUGUGGGAGUUGGGAUUGACUGUCCCCAGAAGUGGAUUUGUCCAUUGAAUUUAGGAAAAACAGCAUUCCUUUUGGAUUCAGGAGUUCCGGACUCUGGUCUGGACUUGUUCAGUCCGGUUUUGAUGCCCAGGACCUUAUUACUGCACUUCUCUGAACACAGAUAGGUUUCCAGGUCGCACGAGAAGAGUGCUGCCCACUGGUCGUACCAUGAGACUGCACAUUUGAGUGCAUUUGAAAUGGGAAGUGCACAUGGAAAUAAAGGUGUGUUACAGG